This is a messenger RNA of Equus caballus (horse), 3065 nucleotides long. RefSeq names its product secretion associated Ras related GTPase 1A (gene SAR1A). Gene Ontology annotation, biological process: endoplasmic reticulum to Golgi vesicle-mediated transport; vesicle organization; intracellular protein transport. NCBI's taxonomy places the organism in Eukaryota, Metazoa, Chordata, Mammalia, Perissodactyla, Equidae. Gene Ontology annotation, cellular component: COPII vesicle coat; endoplasmic reticulum exit site. Gene Ontology annotation, molecular function: GTPase activity; GTP binding. The record is from RefSeq and is marked validated.
ACGCGCCCGGAAGUGCUGGGGGAGGGGUGUGACGUAUAUCCGGCGAGUAGCUGGCGGUCCCGGGUGCUGUUUCGCUGUGUGCUGUGAGGGAGGGUCGAAGCUGCCCGCCGCCGCCGGAGGAGCCCCUGGGGCCGUAGUAAGCAUUAAUAAUGUCUUUCAUCUUUGAGUGGAUCUACAAUGGCUUCAGCAGUGUGCUCCAAUUCCUAGGACUCUACAAGAAAUCUGGAAAACUUGUAUUCUUGGGUUUGGACAAUGCAGGCAAAACCACUCUUCUACAUAUGCUCAAAGAUGACAGAUUGGGCCAGCAUGUUCCAACAUUGCAUCCGACAUCAGAAGAGCUGACAAUUGCUGGAAUGACUUUUACAACUUUUGAUCUUGGUGGGCAUGAGCAAGCACGUCGGGUUUGGAAAAAUUACCUCCCCGCCAUUAAUGGGAUUGUCUUUCUGGUGGACUGUGCAGACCAUCCUCGCCUCAUGGAAUCCAAAGUUGAGCUUAAUGCGUUAAUGACUGAUGAGACAAUAUCCAAUGUGCCAAUCCUUAUUUUGGGUAACAAAAUUGACAGAACAGAUGCAAUCAGUGAAGAAAAACUCCGUGAGAUUUUUGGGCUUUAUGGACAGACCACAGGAAAGGGUAAUGUGACCCUGAAGGAACUGAAUGCCCGCCCCAUGGAAGUGUUCAUGUGCAGUGUGCUCAAGAGGCAAGGCUACGGCGAGGGCUUCCGCUGGCUCUCCCAGUAUAUUGACUGAUGUUUGGACAGUGAAAAUAAAAGAGUUUUACUUCUCUGGACUGAUCCUAUUCACAGCUUCCUCAUGAACUUUUAUAAUAGAACAAGGAAAGCUCUCCAACCAUGUCUGGCGUUGAGAAGCCAAGAGUCUCUGUCAGCUCUCAUCGCCCAGUGGUGACAUGUGCUCUUCUCCACACUGUUGGGAGGUAACGCUGCCCCACGUGCUGGUGCAGGUCAGCAUCCCGGGACUUGGAAGCUGGCAGGAUUUGCCGGGUAAAGCUGUGUGCCAUCAUGGGGCACCUGAAAAGAAAAACACGUCUCACCACUGUGGUUGAUUUCAAAAGAAAGUGAUUCUAUUUUUUAAAGAUGGUGUUGUUAAUGUAAUUGGUGUCCCUCCUAACUUUUUGAGUUAACAAUUUACUUGGUCCAGAGUUUUCUAUCCUUUUUUUUUUUUAAUCUAGUGAAUGGCAUUUAGAUACUUCAUAAAAUUAUGCACAGAUACAUCUUGGAGGCCAGCGCUCAGUCAAGUGAACUUACUCCUGUUGGUUAGCAGGCAAGUGAGAGAUGUGAGAGAUGCGCCCCUGUUUCUCACUGCCUUCUAGUGGGUGGCGUCACCUUGAGCACCGAGAACAGGAAAGGGUAGAGCCCUGGCCUCACAUUUGCGGCAGGUUUCCACUGGCAUGCUGGGGUCAUUCCUCAUCACGGAAUGCACAGCAGAUUGUUCACUGCAGAGGAGUUAAUCGUAUAGUGGGUUGUUGCUAUUACUAUUUUUACUUAGAAAGUUACAAAUUUCAGCUAGUCUCUGCUUUUAUACUGUUGGGAAAUCUCAUUUCUCUCUAGCACCUUUUUCAUUUUCAGUUCUAAAAAGUGACUUUCGCCUCAAAGUUGAGAACAUCUCUCAUGUUGUCAUACACUGCAGUAUGUCUCAGUUACUUUUGCACAGAUUCCUUUCAGAGAAUAUCUUCUGAAUUGGAGAGUCACACAGGACAAACUUAACAGCUUAAGAGCUCUGAAUUCUCUGAGUUGAGAACUUAAAAAUCUGGUGGUGCAGCAUUUGUUUGAAUCUAGGAAGGAUUUACGCAGUGAGCUUUCAAAUUUUCACUUGCAGAAUUUGGUCUCUAUUGGACUGUUCAUAAGCUCUGUCUUUUGAUCAGUUACCAAUUUUUUUGGUGUCUAAAGGUUAACAUCUGUAGCUUUUCCAGAUUUUUUUUUUUUUUUGGUAUGAAAUUGCCUUUCUCCAUUCCAGAAAUAAGCUGGGGAAACUCUAAUCCAAGAACUUUGUGUAGAGCUGUUCCUUUUGAGCCAGCAUCACUUAUUGUCAGUAAGCACCCCAGCAUCCCCUGUAGUGUGAUGACUAUUUUUAUAGCAUUCCAUUUUCUUAAUGCCACGUAUGAAAUUGGCUUUUCAUGAUCUUAGCUAAUAUUCUACCCUUGUAGUAAAAGAUGAAGGAAUAGGAGGUGGUCUUAAGAUAGGAGAAUACCUUCAUUCUUUUUCCUUUAAUGAAAGAUUAAAGGUAGUUUUGUUAAAAUUCAAAGUUAUAAUGAUGCUUAUUUACAGAGGAUUGAACUAAAUUGAGUGGAUUCUUGCUUCUAAUGUGAGGGUAGGGAAGGUGUGGAUAACAUAUUCCAGGAGUGAGAUAUUGUUCUUUAGUUGGAUUUCUCAUUGUUAGUCUUCACUACUGACUGUUGGGAAAGCAUACUUUUUUACAGGUACCAAAUGCAGAGGCUCAAUGAAGUAUAAGUCUGGGAAGAGCAUGCCUUUCAUUUAUUAGCAAGCAUAGCUGGAUUAAGACAAAAUGGUGGGUUUGGAAAAGGGUUAAAGCCUUAAGUGAACAAAUGUAGCUAACGGGGAAUGAACUGGCUAGUUAACUUGCAUACUUUUAAUUUCCUUUGUCUAAAGGUAACCCAUACUUCUCCAUUCAGAGACAUGAGAAGUAUGAGUGCUUCAGUGUUAGUUUUCUUGUUUUUGUUUUUUUCCUAUUUUUCCCUAGUCACUUUGUAGCAAGCUAGAAAACUAUGGAUUCUAGACAGGGCAGCUCUUUGUGAAAGUGGCUUAUUUUGGCCACUGGAGAAAGGGGAUUGAAAAGUCACGUGGCACCAGUCUACUCCUUACCCCACAGAAAACACCCUUCCUGUACUAAGAUAGUGGAAAGAAGCUGAUGUGAGGAGCUUGGCUCCUAACAGUGAGGAUUGGAGCUUUGUACAGGAACCCCCAUGAACUGAGACUUUUCAUUCUGUUUUAUCAGAGUGCAUAUAUGUCCUAUUUCAGGAAAAGUAAAAUGGUCAUUUACAAAAGAAAGUCAAUCUGUAUCCUUAGCAUUUUAAUAAAAACUUAAAAGAAA